AGAGCGCACGUAUGAAAAUCCACUAUCAAAAUUGCUCUCACGCGCGGAAUAUUAACAUAUUGCUGAAAAAUGGCGGAUCCGAAAUAUGCCAACCUUCCUGGAAUCGACACCCAGCCAGAUCUAUAUGAGACGAGUGAUCUACCAGAAGAUGACCAACAGCGAGAAAUUGCGGAAUUAAGCAGUGAAUCCGUUGAAAAGUUGACCAUCAAUACUAAAGAGGCUUUCAACAAAUUCCAGGACAAGAAGAUUCUUGCUGGACAAGUUGAUUUUUCAGAUCGAAUUAGCCAGGCAAGACGCACAGGAUACAUUGCUGAUAAGAACGAGUAUGAAAUUUUGGAAGAUGGGUAUCAAGCCAGGGAGACACCAGUGCAGAGGUUUCAAAGAUUACAACAUGAAAUCAGAGAAUUAAGUCAAGAUGUAGAGAAACUACAGACAACAGCCAAGGAAGCAUCUUCGGGAGUAGGGGCAUCCCCAGCCGCUUUGAUGCAAGACAUUGGUGUGCUACAGCAGCAACUCUAUGGACUUCAUCUGGAGAAAAUCCUGGGGAACGAGUCUGUCAUAGAAGCUGCUGAUCCUCAAGGCUCACUUCCAAAGAAACUGUUCAACCAGCUGGAUGCUUUCAAGAAAGAAGCAAGCCAACCGUUGACCCCUCCUAAGAAGGGAACACAGGAGAGCAAAGAUGGGCAUGUCACAUAUGAACUCUACUAUAGACCUGAACAAAACAAGUUCAAUCAAGUAUCAAAGGGAGCUGAACUUGAGCAGAGAUUGAAUCGAUUGGAGGCCAUGCUUGGUCAAGAUCCACAAAAGCUUGCAUCACUGACGGCCGAUUCUAGUUCAAAGAGUCUUGUGGAAUCUGUGAGUCAACUUCAAGCCAAGGUAGCCAUCUUGGACAUUGGUCAAGUGGACCACAUUGAGGCCAGGAUCCAGGGUCUACUCCAGCGGCUGGACCAGGUCUCGGAAAAGAAGUCAGCUGUGGAAGAUGCAGGAAAGGAUAGCAAGAUAUCUGCACUGUAUGAAAUGGUUCAGAAAUGGGAUAGUAUAGCGGACACCUUACCUAAAGUAGUAGACAGACUUCAGGCGUUGAAAGAGCUACAUGAACAAGCUUUACAAUUCAGCCAAGCACUUAGUCAGUUAGACAUUGCCCAGCAGCAACUCACUUCCAGCAUGGGAAGCCAAGAUACAUCAAUCAAACAGCUGAAGGACUCCUUUGCCGCCAACCUAGCCGCCAUCCAGGCCAAUUGUGAAUCAUUAGAAAGUAGAAUGAAAGCCGUCAAAAAAUAGGAAUAUACUCAGAACUAAGCUGUUGAAUUAAGAGUAAUAAACUUCCACUUAAAAGAUAAUGCAUUCCCCCUGUAUUAUUGCUUAACUCCCAAUUUUGUCAUCCCCAUAACAUUUGAACAAGAACCACCUGGUUAUAAUCUAGAAUGGCUUGCUUAGUUUGCAGGCAUAAGCUAUUUCCUGUCGUCACAACAAUGUCUGACUUUAAGGCUCACGCUACCCAACUCACUAUAGGCCUUCACAUAUUGCUGCGCUUGUUGCAGCAAAAAAAUACAAAUUUAGGCUUAGGUCAAGGUCUUCAAUUGCAGCAUAUGCCCGCUGACUUUGGAAAGUAAAACUUAGAAUUGAUAAAUUGCUAUUUAAGCUUGCCAUUGU
Lytechinus variegatus (green sea urchin) is the source of this 1653-nucleotide messenger RNA. It is a transcript of the gene dctn2, whose product is annotated as dynactin subunit 2-like. Gene Ontology annotation, biological process: mitotic spindle organization. NCBI's taxonomy places the organism in Eukaryota, Metazoa, Echinodermata, Echinoidea, Temnopleuroida, Toxopneustidae. The transcript is spliced from 13 exons. The coding region runs from base 70 to 1281 and encodes 403 amino acids. Gene Ontology annotation, cellular component: centrosome; cytoplasm; dynactin complex. The record is from RefSeq and is a predicted model, not a curated record.